Wasmannia auropunctata (little fire ant) is the source of this 842-nucleotide messenger RNA. RefSeq names its product general odorant-binding protein 69a-like (gene Obp10). Bases 192 to 647 code for a protein of 151 amino acids. The transcript has 6 exons. Gene Ontology annotation, molecular function: odorant binding. The record is from RefSeq and is a predicted model, not a curated record. Lineage: Eukaryota; Metazoa; Arthropoda; Insecta; Hymenoptera; Formicidae.
CCGACGUUCAGUCGCACCCUCGCCUCGCGCACGGCGCGCACUCGGCACGCCUCUCACACGUCGACACGCGCCGGAAACGGGAUCGCCGCCGCCGGCCAAAGGGACCCACCGACGAUCGCACUCACUGACGGCAGCUAGCGAGGAGAAAGAUUUCCGCGAAAGUGAUAAGAAGUACUCGAGAGACUCCAAGGAUGAGGCUCCUCGCGGUCGCCCUAGGAUUCCUCCUUCAGGCAUGGAUCGUGUCCUGCGGGGUACGUGGCAAAACGACGAGACCCAGCUUCGUUUCCGACCAGAUGAUCGCGACCGCAGCCAGCGUCGUGAACGCCUGCCAAACGCAAACGGGAGUCGCCACAGCCGACAUAGAAGCGGUAAGAAACGGUCAGUGGCCGGAAACACGUCAAUUGAAGUGCUACAUGUAUUGCCUCUGGGAACAAUUCGGUCUGGUCGACGACAAGAGAGAGCUAAGUCUGAACGGGAUGCUGACGUUCUUCCAGAGAAUACCCGCCUAUAGAGUCGAGGUCGAGAAAGCGAUCAACGAGUGCAAGGGGAUCGGUAACUAUUUGGCAAAGGGUGAUAAUUGCGAGUACGCGUACACGUUCAACAAGUGCUACGCGGAGCUAUCUCCGAGGACUUACUAUCUGUUCUAAUGAGCCGCGGGGGAGGACGAGCGCGUGAAAGAAGACCAAGAACAAAAUGCUCAAGAUACAAUUUCGCCAAGUGUGUCGCGAUGUUUUUACCGUUUAAACCACUUUCCACUUUAUCAUGUAACCGCUGUACAUGCCAUGUAUUGCGUAAACCGUAUACGAAUGUGUCGAUGAAAUAAAAAGAAUUCAGCGAUCUAA